AUACUCCAUUCUAUUUUCCCUCAUUGCGUGCAUAGCACGGGUAAGUAAUUUCCACAUCUUCCUAAGUCAAAUAUUUCUUUCCAAAAAGAUAGGAGAGCAAUUAAUAAUGGCUUUGACCAAAUAUAUUUUAUCAUAUAAUGUGGCAUAAUCGUCAUCGUUCAUUGAAUGGGUCUCAUUUACGUAGAGCUAAUAUCAAGCGUUGUAGACUGUGCCACAUCAGAUGGUAAAUGAUGAAGAUCAAAGUGUGAUAAUAAACAUACUAAUCUGGAUUCAGAAGACCUGGUCAAAUCACCCAAUCGAAAAUUUAUUAAACCCCUUGCAUAAAUAGGGAGGGUUUCGAUGUUCCCUUGGUCGAGUUUUUAUAAAAAUCAUUGUUGCCGAUUAAAAAAAGUAUGUAAAUAGGGAGGGUUUUGUUGUAAACACGAUUGCGACCCUCCGUUCUUGGUUUUGAUCUAUCAUUCGUGGUUUUUCUUAUUAAGAAUGGAAUGGAAGUUUUUCAAAGAGCAAUUACGAUGAAAUUAAGCCACGAUGGCUUGUACCUCGUCGCAAAGGACGACCAAGAAUCCGUGUGUCUAGAGCGCGAAGGCUCGUCGAAGAAUGCGAUUUGGGCUGUCGAAUUCGUUAACGGAAAGGAAAAUAAGAAUUACGUGCGCUUCAAAAGUUGUUAUGAUAGGUACCUCACGGCGUCGAACGUGUUGCUUCGCCAAGGGUCGAGCGAGAGGAAAGUGCUUCAAACCCUCCAACAAGAUGAACCGUGCAUUGAUUGGGAGCCGAUACGAGACGACUUCAUCUCGUGGCGGUUCCAAACGCCGUUCGGUAGCUUUUUGCGGCGGAAUUGGGGGUUACCGCCGUUGUGGAACCCUGUGACUCAUGACAUUCCUCGUCGAAUGCGCAUUCACAAGGUCUUGUGGGACGUUGAGGUGUUGGAGGCGAUGCCGAAAUCACUGUUCUCAUAUCCGUUGCCUUUGCCAUUGCUGCUGAACGUGAACGGUGAUUCAUCGUCGCCUUUGCCAUUGCCGUCGAACGUGAACGGUGACUCAUCGGCGUCGUCGGACGUGAAUGUUCCAGCGGAUAGUUCACCACCGACCGUUGCACCUUCCAAAUUUGGAAAGGAUGAACAACAGGUUGCAUGGCCUUUGCCUCGUCCUCCAAUAAGUUUGAUCGGACAUAAAUAGAUAAUAUGGCGUAAUGAAGAUUCAUGCAUGUGUGCAUAUGGAAAGGGAUUUGUACAUGAUGGUCAAGAACUUGUUCUAUACGUAAAUCACACAAAGACACUUUCAUUGAUAUAUCCACAAAACAAGA
This is a messenger RNA of Rhododendron vialii, 1302 nucleotides long. RefSeq lists its product as uncharacterized. Bases 486 to 1175 code for a protein of 229 amino acids. NCBI's taxonomy places the organism in Eukaryota, Viridiplantae, Streptophyta, Magnoliopsida, Ericales, Ericaceae. The record is from RefSeq and is a predicted model, not a curated record. The transcript is spliced from 2 exons.